This is a messenger RNA of Camelus dromedarius (Arabian camel), 5413 nucleotides long. It is a transcript of the gene GAL3ST1, whose product is annotated as galactose-3-O-sulfotransferase 1. The transcript is spliced from 3 exons. Bases 3717 to 5153 code for a protein of 478 amino acids. Gene Ontology annotation, biological process: myelination; galactosylceramide biosynthetic process. The record is from RefSeq and is a predicted model, not a curated record. Lineage: Eukaryota; Metazoa; Chordata; Mammalia; Artiodactyla; Camelidae. Gene Ontology annotation, molecular function: galactosylceramide sulfotransferase activity. Gene Ontology annotation, cellular component: membrane.
AUAUGUGUGUGUAUAUGUAUUUUUUCAUGUCAUUAUAAAUUGUAGACAUCAUUUUAAUGAGUAUAAAAUAGACCAUUGGAUGAAUGUCAUAUAUUUUCUACCAUCCCCUAUUGCUGGAUACCUGUUUCUAUUUUUCCCCUUUGCUAAAACACCACAAUGAACAUCUUUGGGCUUCAUCUCAGAUCUCUUGUUAGAUUUUCUUCUUUGAACAAAUUCCCACAGGUAGAAGUGCUGGGUUUUAGACCUGUAAUAGUUGCUGUCAAAUAUGUGCUCUGAGCACUGUAGGGACAGUCUUUCUGCCCUGCUUUUAAAAAAAAGUCUUCUCCAGUAUCCCCAUGAGACUCCCUUCUAGCCGCAGGAAACAGCCCUAGGACACCCUCACCCCACCACCUUCUCUGCCAGAGCCCUGUUCCCUUGUGUGCCCACCAAACAAAUAGUAUGAAUGCCUGCCGACCAGUGAAUGGUUCACGGGAGCAGUGGUUCCACAGAAUGUUCUGCAGCCAAUGGCUUUGGAGGCCCUUUUAUCUCCUUGGGGGUCUCUUCCCCACCCUGUUCCCCUAAGUGCAGGGGUCUUUCUCCUUCCUCACCCUCUCCUCCUCUGACCUCAAUUCCCACCUCUGUGCUCAUGACCCCCAACCUCUUUCCCCCAAGAUCUCCCUCUUGUGCUCUAAGCAGGGACUCCUUCUGCUCUUUGCACAUUCUGCGAGCCUCCCACACAUCCCCCAGACUCAAUGUGCCCUAAACCCAACCCCCACUUUGACCCCCCAACCCCCACACUAAACCUGCCCCAGUACUAAGCCUCCCCUAAUCAGGGACUAGCUCUACCCCCAGCCAGCCAGUCACGCCAACGGGGAUUCUUUCCUCCUCUCCUCCACACCCUGUCACUCACCAACGCUGUCCAUGCCAUGGCCUACAGAUGGUUCCAGUCCCUUCCUAGCCUUCUCCUUGGUCCAGGUCCCUUCACACCUGGACAGUGUAACACCCAACCAACCUCUGACACGCACACAUACUGGACACUCCAGCCAGGCUGAACGUUUGUUAGUUUUUCGAUUGCCCUGGCCUUUUGCACAUGCUUUUCUCUCUGCCUGGCUUAUUGUAGGGUAACAGGUUCAUUAGCUAAUGCUAGCUGUUGUAAUAGAUAAGCCCGAAGUUCCAAAAGCCUUAACACAAAGGCAGUUUAGUUGUCAUUUUCCUGAAAUCUAAUCAGGUGUUUGGUGAGCAGGGAUGCAGAGACCCAGGUUCCUCCUAUCUCAUGGCCCCGCCCACUUUUAGAUCCUUAGAGAUGUCCCCAUUCAUCCAGCAGGUGGGAAAAGAGACCACAGAGAAGGUCUGCCCACUUAACCUUAUCAGCUGUCAUUCUGCUCGUAUUCCAUUGGCCAGAAUUCAGUUACAUGAGGACAUUGAACUGCAAGUGCAGAUGGGAAAUGUAGUUUAGGGAGAAAGGGAACUAACUGCCUUUGGAAAUCAGAAAACACCCAGUAGCUUCUGCCACCGAGCCCUCUAGCCCAGGAAGUCUCCCUGAUCAUGCCCCUCCCACCUUCCAGGCUGGGUCAGGUGUUUUCUCUCUGCUCCAGGAAGCCCCGCCAGUGGGUCCUCCACCCGAGACCUGCAGCUGUCUGCUUGCCCCUCUGUCACCCCCAGCACCUUGAGCCCGAGCUCCGCGCACUGGGCACCAUGAACCGCAGUGCUGGGCACAGUGCAGGUGCUUAGCAAAUACCUGCAGAACAGAUCAACUUAAAACUCAUUGUGGUGGGGGGGUGCUUAGCAUACACGAGGUCAUGGGUUCAAUCCCCAGUACCUCCAUUUAAAAAAGAGAGAGAAAACCUCAUUAUGAUCACAAAAAGAUGUCCACAAUCUAUUGAUAUGAGGGGGUUGAAAGCAAGUUAAAAACAAAGUGUGCUCCCCAACAGAGACCCCUCCCAUCACCAAUAUAGACAGAAAAGGAGGAGGCUGGUGCUGAAGCUUUAAGGGUGGUGAACUCUGGGUAUGGAGCUCUUUUCACUGUCCUCUCGAUAUUUUUCUGUAACUGUAAAGUUACAGAAACUUUAAAGUUCAGAAACUUUUUUUCAGUGAGCAUGUGCUGCUUUUAUAGUUAAAAAAAAUUAUUUUUUCUUUGGGGGCAGAACCAGCCACAGCCAAUGGCACUGAUACUCUGGGAAGAGACCCCUCUGGCAAGGCUGUUCUGUCAUCAAUGCUCCCUCCUCUGGAAAGCUUGGCUUCAGGUGGCUCUUCUGUUCCUCCCAUGCUCUCUCUCUGUGCUCCACCACCACCUGGACAAGGUUCUUGCCCUUGUGUGGCCCUGGGCUUGUCACUUCCUCACUUCAACUCCUUGGGUCCUCAGUUCCCUAGUCUAUGAUAAAGUAGGGGAUAGGGAGGGCUCCCUGUAAAGAUCCUGAGGAUACGUGAUACAUGGCAAGUCCUGAGCACAGGACCAGACUCUGGUCUAGAGUCCACGCUCAUAAACCACUGUGCCUGCUGUUUGAUGUCAGCUCUGCCCCUCCUCACCCCCAUGCACCUGUCUUUAAGUUAGCUCAGCCCAGAACAGAUAAAACAUCUCUACCCUGUACUCUGGACCUGAUCCAGUACUCAGGGAGAUCAGCACUCUGAGUCCUCCUGUGUCUCAUAGGUGCUUGGAGGACUGCUCCCUGGCUGGGCAGGGCUGUGGGGGAAAGAGCAUUCAGAGCGCAGUGUCAGAUGCUCCCUGACCUAUGAAAGUGCUCCGAGUGGGAUAAAUGACUGUCACAGUAGUGAUUAUUAAUAAUUGAUGGUGACACCUGGGUCCCCAGAGCCCCAUGCCUGGGCCAUGGUGUGGGCUCUGGGCAUCAGAGCUAAAGGAAGGAUGUGGGGGCUUUCCUGGGCACCCUCUGUCCAUGGGCAAGGCUGAGGCAGACCUGAUCCCAGCUAAGAGCAGGGUGUGAGAGGUUCCAGUCCCUGAGCUGAGCCUGAGGGCCACUGGGUUUAGAACCAAGGCCCCUAGAACUGCCUCUUCCUACCGAGAUCUUGGAAAGGAUGAGCAUCUCUGAUCAGCCUGAAUCGCUCGAGGCUGGACCAGGGUGUCCCAUGCCACCAUCCCUCACACAGGGUGGAGGCAGCGCAGGCAGGAUUCUGGACUGCACCUCAGUACUGCAGUACUGAUGAAGAACUUGGAGCUCUGAGAGGAGAAAUCUCAUCAGACUCUACCUGCCCUGGCCAGGGGCUCCGCCUCCAGGAGGCCUUCCAGGCUAAGUUUCUCACUCUCUGGGCUCUCACAGAUUUUAGACAAACCUUGGUGGUCUGAGGUUGUGUCUCAGCAUCUUAAAGCCGUAGAGUUUGGCAAGUCCAUGUUUGGAUUCUGGUUCUAUCUGCCUCUCCUCUAACUGUGUGACCUUGGACAGGUGAGCUCAUCUCUCUGAGCCUUGGUAUCUUCACCUGUUUGACUCACAGGGCAGACAUGAGGCUUAAGUCAGAUGUGAUCAGAGGAGCAAUGAGCCUCCCCACCCCACCUGCCUCUCUGCCCCUCCGUGGCCUUCAAGCCUGUCCCAGGUUCUCCGCAGGGCUCUGCGGCUGCUUGUGUCCUUGAUCCAAGGACACCUGGGACCUUGCUGAGCCCUCAGAUGAAGGAGCAGCCUGGCUGCUGAGGUCCAGAGAGGAUCGAGGAGCACCUAGGGGGCAGAGAGCCAGGGCAGCACCUGCAGGGUACAGGCAUAUGCCACCUGCUAUCCCAGGGGAGGGAACUCAUGAAUAUUCACACCCACUGGAGCAUGAGGGAGCCGGCCAGCACACUGCUGGGUGUCAUUGGAGCGUUCCUGUUUCCCAGUGACCGCAGAGGCAGCCUUGGGAGUCAGACGUGGCUCAGGCAGGGAGAGGGAAGGGGCAGCCAGCCACGGCCCAAGGUGUCUGAGAUGCUGCUGCAGAAGAAGCGCUGGGAGUCGAUGGCCAAGGGGCUGGUGCUGGGAGCACUCUUCACCAGCUUCCUGCUGCUGCUGUACUCCUACGCCGUCCCCCCGCUGCACACCGGCCUGGCCUCCACCAGGACCUCCGAGGGCGCAGCACCCUGUUCCCCCGCCCCAAGUGAGCCCGAGCCUGUGACCUCGGCCAAUGGCUCGGCUCAGGGCUGCCAGCCGCGGCGGGACAUCGUGUUCAUGAAGACGCACAAGACGGCCAGCAGCACGCUGCUCAACAUCCUCUUCCGCUUCGGCCAGAAGCACGGGCUCAAGUUCGCCUUCCCCAACGGCCGCAACGACUUCGACUACCCGGCCUUCUUCGCGCGCAGCCUGGUGCAGGACUACCGGCCCGGCGCCUGCUUCAACAUCAUCUGCAACCACAUGCGCUUCCACUACGACGAGGUUCGGGGCCUGGUGCCGCCCAACGCCACCUUCAUCACGGUGCUCCGCGACCCCGCCCGCCUCUUCGAGUCCUCCUUCCAUUACUUCGGCUCCGUGGUGCCCUUCACGUGGAAGCUCUCGGGCCAAGACAAGCUGGCCGAGUUCCUGCAGGACCCCGACCGCUACUACGACCCCCACGGCUACAACGCUCACUACCUCCGCAACCUGCUCUUCUUCGACCUGGGCUACGACAGCGACCUGGACCCCAGCAGCCCGCAGGUGCAGGAGCACAUCCUGGAGGUGGAGCGCCGCUUCCACCUGGUGCUCCUGCAGGAGUAUUUCGACGAGUCGCUGGUGCUGCUCAAGGACUUGCUGUGCUGGGAGCUGGAGGACGUGCUCUACUUCAAGCUCAACGCCCGCCGCGCCUCGGCCGUGCCGCGCCUCUCGGGCGAGCUGUACCGCCGCGCCACGGCCUGGAACGAGCUGGACGCCCGCCUCUACCGCCACUUCAACGCCAGCUUCUGGCGCAAGGUGGAGGCGUUCGGGCGGGAGCGCAUGGCCCGCGAGGUAGCCGCUCUGCGGCGCGCCAAUGAGCGCAUGCGUCGCAUCUGCAUCGACGGCGGCGACGCGGUGGACGCCACCGCCAUCCAGGACGCGGCCAUGCAGCCCUGGCAGCCGCUGGGCGCCAAGUCCAUCAUGGGCUACAACCUCAAGAAGAGCAUCGGGCGGCGGCACGCGCAGCUCUGUCGGCGCAUGCUCACGCCCGAGAUCCAGUACCUGACGGACCUGGGCGUCAACCUGUGGGUCACCAAGCUCUGGAAGGUCAUCCGGGACUUUCUGCAGUGGUGACGUCCCGCCCGCUGAGGAGGGCCAGGCAGGGCUCCUCUGGCCGCCGCCGCGGCCCUCCUGGUGCCACCCCGGCCCCUGGGGUGAGAUGGGGCUGCUGCCAGGUCUGGGCCCACCGCACACAGGGCCUGAGAUCAGUAUUUGACUAGUUAUAGUUUUUUUUUUAAUUACAUUCCUUUCCCUCUGAAAAAGAAUGUUCUAUUUCCUGUCUCCCCUUAAAGGGGAGACUUCCAAAGUAAAAGAAUUUAAUGUGUUUUUGUUAA